This is a messenger RNA of Pungitius pungitius (ninespine stickleback), 1218 nucleotides long. It is a transcript of the gene twsg1a, whose product is annotated as twisted gastrulation BMP signaling modulator 1a. NCBI's taxonomy places the organism in Eukaryota, Metazoa, Chordata, Actinopteri, Perciformes, Gasterosteidae. The record is from RefSeq and is a predicted model, not a curated record. The coding region runs from base 239 to 919 and encodes 226 amino acids. The transcript is spliced from 5 exons. Gene Ontology annotation, biological process: regulation of BMP signaling pathway.
UGUCGCGUUCCGCUGCGGAGAGACUGACGCCCUCUGGACACACAGCGGACACUUGAGCGGCGGCAGAAGCAACACCAUCCCGGGGAAGUUCAAAGAGAGAACAGACCCCCUUCUCUCUGUCUACCUUAAACGGGAGAAGAAAAGAAAAGGUCUCGGGCUCGUGAGCAGGCGUCGUGGUCCUGUCCCGUGUCUCGUGUUGACGUAGGUGUUUCCAGUGCCGUGCUGGUGAGCUGUCAGGAUGAGGCCUGGUCAGCUGAUCCUCCCCACCGCCGCCGCCACCACCGCCGGCCUCCUCUUCCUCCUCUCGGGACUGUCUCUGACCUCCGGCUGCAACAAGGCCCUCUGUGCGAGCGACGUCAGCAAGUGUCUCAUCCAGGAGCUGUGCCAGUGUCGUCCGUCCGAUGGGAACUGCUCCUGCUGCAAAGAGUGCAUGCUGUGUCUGGGGAACCUUUGGGAGGAGUGCUGCGACUGCGUGGGGAUGUGUAACCCCAAGAACUACAGCGACACUCCGGCCACGUCGAAGAGCACCGUGGAGGAGCUGCACCGCCCGAUCCCCUCGCUGUUCCGCGCCCUCACGGAGGGCGACGCGCCCAUCAACAUGAUGGUGGUGACCUUCCCCAUCGCGGAGGAGCUCUCCCAUCACGAGAACCUGGUGUCCUUCCUGGAGUCGCUCGACACCCACCCUCAGAACGUCUCGUUGCCUAGCAACAGUAUCCACGCCAGCUACAACACUCAAGAAAACAUGUGCACGGUGGUCUACUUUGACGACUGCGUGUCUAUCCGUCAGUGUAAACUAUACUGUGAGUCAAUGGGAGGAUCCAAGUACCGCUGGUUUCACAACGCCUGCUGCCAGUGCAUCGGACCCGAGUGUGUGGACUACGGCAGCAAGGCGGUGAAGUGCAUGAACUGUCUCUUCUGAAAUGCGGGCACAUGGUGGUACCAAAUGUCUGGGCCAUACCAGAGGACUGAGGGCAGAGGAAACUAUGGCUGUUGUGUGUUAGCAUUCCUCAGUUACCAGUUACCAGUUGUAAAAUAUCCCCUACACCCCUCCUCCUAAUCCAGCAAAUUGUUUUUUAUUUGUUUUUAUUAGUUUUCACUGUAUAUUUUUAGAUGUUUUCAAUAGUGUUUUUUUACUGGAGGUGUAUAUGAAUAACGUAUUUUUUACAAUUAUGGUCUGCUAAAUCCCUGUCGCAUGCCAAAUAAAGAUGAGUUUGGUGA